Messenger RNA from Selaginella moellendorffii, 3095 nucleotides. Its product is annotated as N-terminal kinase-like protein. The transcript has 25 exons. Gene Ontology annotation, molecular function: protein kinase activity; ATP binding. The coding region runs from base 40 to 2382 and encodes 780 amino acids. The record is from RefSeq and is a predicted model, not a curated record. Gene Ontology annotation, biological process: protein phosphorylation. Lineage: Eukaryota; Viridiplantae; Streptophyta; Lycopodiopsida; Selaginellales; Selaginellaceae.
UCACCAUGUGAGAAGUAGGGUUUUUUUCAUACGGGAGCGAUGCUCAAGUUCCUCAAGGGCGUGGUUGGAUCUGCCGCUGGCGGGAUCAAGGAUCUCCCAUACAGCAUCGGUGAUCCCUACGCCGCGAGCUGGGGAUCAUGGACGCAUUGCCAGGGAACAUCCAAGGAGGACAAUUCCCCCGUGUCGAUCUUCUCUUUCACGGCCUCUGGCGCUCAGGAUGGUCGGCUAGCGCCAGCGCGCAAUGGUGUCAAGCGCCUUAGAACGGUGCGGCAUCCAAAUGUUCUAUCCUUCCUCCAUAGCACCGAAGUGGAAGGAAUGGAAGGGAAGAUCACGAUUUACGUUGUGACUGAGCCCGUGAUGCCUCUAGCGGAGAAAAUCAAGGAUAUGGGCUUGAUAGACACUCAAAGGGAUGAGUAUUUCGCCUGGGGAUUGCAUCAAGUUUCCAAGGCCGUGAGCUUCCUCAACAAUGACUGCAAAUUGGUACAUGGAAAUGUAUGUUUAUCUGCCGUUGUGGUUACUCCCGCACUGGAUUGGAAGCUUCAUGCCUUCGACGUGCUUGCGGAGUUUGAUGGUGCGAAUCCGGAGGCAUCUGGACCCAUGCUGCAAUAUGAAUGGUUAGUGGGGAGCCAGUACAAGUCUUUAGAAUUUGCCAAAGCCGACUGGGCGUUAAUUCGCAAAUCUCCUCAAUAUGCGCUGGAUGCGUGGGGUCUAGGAUGCUUGAUAUACGAGCUAUUCUCGAACACAAAUCUGGCAAAAACGGAGGACUUACGAAACACAGCACCAAUUCCCAAGAAUUUGUUGCCCGAUUAUCAAAGGUUGCUGAGCUCUCAGCCCUCACGGAGACUAAAUCCUUCGAAGUUGAUAGAAAACAGCGAUUUCUUUCAAAAUAAACUUGUGGAAACAAUCCAGUUCAUGGAGGUCCUGAACCUGAAGGAUAGUGUUGAAAAAGACUCGUUUUUUAGAAAGCUGUCAACUCUUGUGGAACAGCUUCCUCGGCAAAUAGUUUUGAAAAAGAUUCUUCCAAUGGUGGCUUCAGCUCUGGAGUUUGGGUCCGCAGCAGCUCCUGCGUUAACUCCGUUUUUGAAAAUGGGGGCCUGGCUGUCACAAGACGAACUAACAUCCAAGGUUGUGCCGACUAUUGUAAAACUUUUUGCGUCGACCGACCGUGCUAUUCGAGCAAGUUUAUUGCAAAACAUUGAUCAGUAUGGAAAUGCUUUUCCAUCUCAACUCUUGGAUGAGCAAGUUUUUCCGCAUUUGGCGACUGGUUUUUCGGACACUUCUGCCUUGCUACGAGAGCUAACGUUGAAGUCAAUGCUCAUUCUUGCACCAAAGUUGUCUCAAAGAACCAUUACGGGAUCUCUGUUGAAACACUUAUCGAAAUUGCAGGUUGACGAAGAACCUGCGAUACGAACGAACACUACAAUUUUACUGGGAAACAUUGCCGGCCUUCUUAACGACUCUACAAGAAAAAGAGUCUUGAUCAACGCGUUCACGGUGAGGGCUCUAAGGGAUGGAUUUGCUCCUGCAAGGGGUGCUGGUAUUAUGGCCCUCACAGCCACAAGCCAAUACUACGAUGUGGUAGAGAUUGCUACUCGGGUGCUACCCAGCCUUGUUAAUUUGACAAUCGAUGCUGACAGUGACGUGAGGACUAAAGCCUUUGAAGCUACUGAAACAUUCUUGCAGCUUGUCCGGAAGCAUCACAACAAGCAGCUCGAGGAUGGAGUGAGUCCCAGUGAUAACGCUAGUAUUCUCCCUGUCGCAACGUCAGGUCUUCUCGGCUGGGCUGUGAGCUCUCUCAAGACCAAGGCUCCCGAUCUACCGAGCCAAACAUCCGGCACUCUUUCAACCGUGUCCUCGGAACCUAUCGCCGCCACUGCUGCCGCUGCUCCAUCCGUGGAGCAUCACCAGCCAGCACGCCAGCCCAGCACUUCCUUGAGCGAAGAUUUCUUCGACAGCGUAGCCGACGACCAAAGAGCGGACGACGAACGAGAUGGAUGGGACGACAUGGAAGACUCGGCAGCUGCCACAGCAACUCCAUCACUGUCGAGAAUACAAGCUGCGCAACAGCGUCCCAUUGCAUCGGCACCUCUCCCGUCCCAUGCGAACACAAACGGCCCCGAGCAAAUAACCACUGGAGCAACGGUUGCUAGACAAGCAAGCAAAACGCAAGUGAGCGAUGACGAGGAUCCGUGGGCCGAGAUCGCUGCGCCACCUCCAUCGACGAAACCACGGGCAGUUGUUUCAACUCAGUCGAGAGUAAGGCAGGGACAGCACGUAUCUUUGGGGGCCAUGGGCUUGGGCGGUGCUGGACGAGGCCGAGGACGAAGCUCAGCAGCGCCCAUGAAGCUUGGCGCUCAACGCGUCACAAAACCUCCUCCAUAGUGACAAGAGCGCUGGAGUUUUAUUCUUUGUACUAUAAGAAAGAUAAAGAUUUUUUCCAAGUGUAUGAACAUCGUGAAAAAGAAAUAAUUUCAGUAAGAUGCUUUUUAGAUUCGUCCAGAUAACUUUAAACUUUUUGGAUGAGGGGUUUCUUGACAAGGUCAAUACAACAAAAGCAUUGGCUAGACCGUCAGCUCAUUUGGAGGGCACAGUGUGGAGGCAUGGACGGCCAACACAGCGUUAAGACUGUCUCUGCGCAGGAAGCCCAGGCGCUGAUGAAAGAUGAGGGCUAUGGAUACUUGGAUGUGAGGACUGUUGAGGAGUUUUCUGCUGGACAUGUGGAGAACGCUGUGAACAUCCCAUACAAGAUCAAGAGCGGCUUUGGCAUGGCUUCAAACCCAAAGUUUGUGGAAGAAGUUUCAGCCAAGUUUCCAAAAGACACAAAGCUUGUAAUUGCUUGUCAGGGUGGCAUGCGAUCUGCAGCAGCUGCUAAAGAACUCAAAGCCUUGGAAUUUGCCAACCUUGUGGACAUGGCUCCUGGAUUUGGAGGCUGGGCUCGCUUGGGCUUACCUUCUACAAAGUGACACAUGAAAAAUAGUUGCUCUCUUAAAUAAUUCUACAUCUCGUAGGAAUUAAUUUACUUGUCUGUUUCAAACAAUAAUUCUACAUCUCGUAGAACGUUAUUAUCUGUUUUAUAUAAAAUAUGCACUGAUGUC